CGCGAGCGCUUCCCUCGCGCAGCAGUGGUACGCAAGGACCGCCGAUCCUGCGUAGGCGCCUCCCAACUUGUAACGAUUGAGUUGCGCGCUAAAUAGGACGCGCGCUGUGUUGUGACUGUAUGUGUGCUGUGAAGUGAUUUUUUUUUUAAAUUUUGGAGUUAUAGAUUUUAAAUAAAAUGAGGCAUCAGCGCUGGGCAUCAAACUUGGCGACGGCAACAUGGGUGCUGUUCACCCUUCUGCUGCCAACAGACGCACAGCUCCUCAAUCCUGUCACAUCGUUCAUGAACUUCCUGAAUGAAGGCUCCAAUCAACUGGACAACGAACCACCAGAUCAAAAUAACAUGCUGAGUGAAUAUGACUUCAUCAUCGUAGGAGCCGGUACAGCGGGAUGCGUGUUAGCAAACCGUCUUACUGAAAUCCCAGAUUGGAAAGUUUUACUUAUUGAAGCAGGUAACAAUGAAAAUUAUGUCAUGGAUAUCCCAAUCGUAGCAAACUACCUUCAAUUCACAUCAGCUAACUGGGGAUAUAAAACAAUGCCCUCUAAAAAGUACUGUGCAGGAUUUGAGAACCAGCAGUGUAACUGGCCUCGAGGAAAAGUAGUCGGAGGUUCUAGUGUCCUAAAUUAUAUGAUUUAUACACGAGGAGCUAAACCUGACUACGACAGCUGGGCAGCGAUGGGUAAUGAUGGCUGGAGUUGGGACGAAGUUCUGCCAUAUUUCAAGAAAAUAGAAAACUUCAACAUCCCGUCGUACAAUGAUCCAAAAUAUCACGGGCGCGAUGGACACCUCAACGUCGAAUACGCUCCAUUCCGAACCACUAAAGGGAAGGCUUGGGUCAAGGCAGCACAAGAAAUGGGUUUUAAAUAUAGUGAUUACAAUGGAGCAGAACCUGCCGGUGUAUCUUUCCUUCAACUAUCAAUGAAAAAUGGAACUCGUCAUAGCUCUAGCAGAGCUUAUUUACACCCAGCCAAUGGUCGAAAUAAUCUCCAUGUGUCUAAGGGCAGCAUGGUAACCAAGCUUAUUUUUGACGAAACCAAGACUAGAGUAAUUGGAGUCGAAUUCGAAAAACAAAAUGUGAAACAUAAAAUAUUGGCGAAGAAAGAAGUGAUUGUAUCUGCUGGAGCUAUUAAUUCUCCUCAACUAUUGAUGCUGUCAGGUAUCGGUCCAAGAAAUCAUUUGGAAUCAAUGAGAAUAAACGUUGUAAAAGAUUUACCAGUAGGGUACAAUUUAAUGGACCACAUAGCUGCCGGUGGAAUUCAGUUCUUAGUUCGACCGCAAAAUCUGACGCUGUCUACAGAAUACAUAUUAAAUCAUUUAGAACUAGUGUUCAAAUGGAUGAGAUCACAUAAAGGCCCACUGUCAAUUCCUGGUGGUUGCGAAGCUCUUAUAUUCCUGGAUUUGAAAGAUAAAUUCAACACAACAGGUUGGCCUGACAUGGAACUACUCUUCAUUUCAGGCGGAUUGAACUCGGACCCACUAUUACGACGUAAUUUCGGCUUUGAUAACCAAAUUUAUGAUGAUACUUACGGCCCGCUAGGAAAGUCUGACGCCUUUAUGGUCUUCCCGAUGUUAAUGCGACCCAAAUCAAAAGGCAGAGUUAUGCUACGAAGCAAAAACCCCAGAGCACACCCAGCCAUAAUACCAAACUAUUUUGAGUAUGCAGAAGAUUUACAGAAGAUUGUAGAAGGAAUUAAAGUAGCAGUGCAAAUAGCAAGACAACCAGCUCUGAAGAAACUUGGUGCCAAAUUGUACGAUGUUCCGAUAGAGGACUGUUUACAAUACGGUCCGUUCGGUAGCGAUGAGUACUUCGCUUGCCAAGCACAAAUGUUCACAUUCACUAUCUACCAUCAGAGUGGCACUUGCAAAAUGGGAGUAGAGAGUGAUCCUUCAGCAGUGGUGAGUCCGAGAUUAAAGGUCCACGGUAUUGAGGGUCUCAGGGUAAUAGACGCAAGUGUUAUGCCUGAGAUAGUGUCCAGUCAUACAAACGCCCCUACGUAUAUGAUUUCCGAAAAAGGAGCAGACAUGAUAAAACAGGAUUAUGGUAAAUUGAGAUAGAACUGUCUAUACGUGUUUUUUUUAAAUUUAUAAAGCACAUCUGUGAUGUUAUUAGUUACAUAAACUUACAUAAACUUACAGUUACAUAAACUUAAGUGUUUGCAAUUUUUAUGAUAAAAGUGACCAUAUAAUUGUAUUUAUUAAAUGUAUAACAAAAAUAUUUUAUUUGUACCUCUAUAAUAAUAUAUGUAUAGGUUAUGUUAGAAAUCUUUGUCAGUAGGGUAGUUUCCUCUGAUUGGUUUUGGACAAAACCAUAGAAAUAUUUUUAGGAAUCAAUUUACUACCAGGUGAAUAAAGCACUACUUGGGUCGAAUCAUUUCACCUGGAUUAUGUCACUUGGAUGAAAUAAUGCCCAGGUGAAAUGAUGACAUCAAAAAGUAGAAUACGCCAAUAUUAUACGUAAGUUGGACAGAUUGAGCUCCAAAAAAUGGGACCAACUAGACCACCCUAUUGACGACGUUAAACUAUUGAAAUGUCUAUUUUAGUUUUAUCAAGUGUAUAGAAAAAUCAAAUGUUACAUGAUUGACAUUACUAACAUUCAAUACCUUAAUGGUCAAUCCCAUACAUUGAUUUAUUUUACGGCCUUUUGUCUUGUCUAGGGGGACUAUAGUGCAAAUUAAAUAGUUAAGAUUAUACUCCAUAGAUUAUAUUAUAGAAUAUACUCCAUUGGAUUAAAAAUGUUUUGUUAUAGGACAAAUCCAGUUUGUAUGAAACUGUGUUAGCAUUUCGGUAUUGGGGUUAUUUUAGAAACGUUUGUUAUUUAUCUAGAGGUCGGUAGUAAACUAUGUAUUUAAUACCGAAUAUUACCGAAUGAAAAACAUAAUUUUAAGUAUUUUAUAGUUUUAAGUACAUUACAUACCAGACGUAUACUACCGUAUAUUCUACGUCUUUGAUUGGCGAUAGCAAACUAUUGUAAGCAAAAUCUGUGUGUGGGUCUACAGUGAACCAGAGGACCUUAAUGUGUUAAUACCAUUUACAACCUUAUAUUUUAAAUAUUGUCUAACUUAUACUAAGAGAACGAUGUCAAAAUAAGUACGUUAAAAUAAUUUUAAGAAACCACCACAUAUGCGGGUAAACAAUUAGUUUUAAACGAAUCAAAGCCAUUUAACUUUAUGUACCAAACCAAAAUAUUGCUCUCUGUCUACCUACUAUUAAAGAAAUAUUUUUCUUUCGCAAUAUAAUUUAUAUUUUUCUUUAGCUGUAAAUGAAUAAAUGUGAAUUACUAAAUAAUAUUUGUCUUAUACUAUUUUUAUAUUACAAAGCUUAAGAUGUUGGAUUGCUUGAACGCGCUAAUCUUCGGAACUCCUGGUCCUAAUUGAAUAAUUAUUUUUGUGUUGGACAGUCGAUUUAUCGAGGAAGGUAUAUAAAAAUCACGCUACCAUCAAUAGGAGGCGGGUAGUACGUGUGAAACCAGCCGGAGUAGCUAGGAAUUCAUAUUUUCAAUUGUACCAUUAGUGAAUUUAUUAAAGAAAUACGA
Spodoptera litura is the source of this 3531-nucleotide messenger RNA. Its product is annotated as glucose dehydrogenase [FAD, quinone]-like. The record is from RefSeq and is a predicted model, not a curated record. Lineage: Eukaryota; Metazoa; Arthropoda; Insecta; Lepidoptera; Noctuidae. Gene Ontology annotation, molecular function: oxidoreductase activity, acting on CH-OH group of donors; flavin adenine dinucleotide binding.